Colius striatus (speckled mousebird) is the source of this 1514-nucleotide messenger RNA. RefSeq names its product C2 calcium dependent domain containing 4C (gene C2CD4C). Bases 233 to 1492 code for a protein of 419 amino acids. The record is from RefSeq and is a predicted model, not a curated record. NCBI's taxonomy places the organism in Eukaryota, Metazoa, Chordata, Aves, Coliiformes, Coliidae. The transcript has 2 exons.
GCGGCUCCCGGGAACGUCCCGCUGGCGGCGGCGCCGCUCGCUCGGAAGCUCCGUCGGUCGCUCGGAAGCUCCGUCGGUCGGUCGGUCGGAGGCUCCGUCGGUCGGUCCUCGCGUCCCGUCGCGUCCCGUCGCGUCCCGUCCCGUCCCGUCCCGUCCCGGCAGCUGCUCCCCGUGCGCCGCGGCCGCCCCGUCGUGUCCCGUCCCAUCUCUCAGCUCCGCACCCGCCAGCAACAUGUGGCUCCUGGAGCGGCUGCGCGGGGUGGCUGAGAACGGCGGGGCCCGGGGUGCGGGACCAGAGGAUUCUCCGCGGGGGUCCCGCUACAGCAACGUCCUCACCCCCGACAAGAUCCCCGAUUUCUUCAUCCCUCCCAAGCUGAGCGCGGCCCCCGCCGAAGCCGAGGGCUCCGAGCCCCCCGCAGCUCCCUCCCUGGCUCCCUCAGCCUCGGAGCAGGAUUUGGCCGGGCGCAAAGCCCCGCGCAGCCCCCGCCCCAGCAGCCGGCCCCGGCCCCGCGCCGCCAGCCGCCACAUCAUCCAGAUCGAAAGCGCCGAGGACUGGACGGCCGAAGGGACGUUCGGUACUAACGUGGACCCCCAGGCACAGACGGCGAUGUCGCUCCCCUACGUCCCCAAGGCACAGACCUCCUACGGCUUCGCCACGCUGGUGGAGAGCCCCCACACCCGCCGCAAGGAAUCCCUGUUCCACAGCGAGCACAGCAGCCUCUGCCCUUCUCCUGCCACCUCUCCCGGUGCUCAGCGCAGGGCUAAAGUGAACGGGGAGGGGGGCAGGAGGACACCCACGGACCUGGGGGCAGCGCUGAUGCACCCCGGCCGCUAUUUCAGCGGCGGCGAAAGCGACACGUGCUCGUCAGCCGAGUCGUCGCCCUUCGGCUCCCCGCUGCUGUCCCGCUCCGUGUCCCUGCUCAAGAUCUUCAGCCAGGAAAGCCAGUCCAAAGUGAUCAAGCUGAAGCACUCGGUAGCCCGCAACAGCUCUUUAUCCACCGAUGACAGCUCAGCCGACACCAGCCCCAGCGCUCAACGCCGGGCUAGGAGCACCUCGGCUGGGGGGCAACCCCCUGCUGCUCUCUUACCCUUAGAUCUGCCUCAGAGCCGUGACCAGGAGCACAGCCUGAGGCUCAGCAGGGGUGGGAACCUGCGUUUGGGAGCUGAAUACGACCCAUCCAACGCUCGGCUGCGGGUGAGGCUCAUCUCAGCCGAGGAGCUUUACGAUGCUCUGGUCGACGUGCGAAGCAUCAACUGCUGCGUGUCCUUGUGCCUCAACCCCGGGAAGCUGCAGAAGCAGCGCAGCACCAUCAUCAAGAACAGCAGGAAUCCCAUCUUCAACGAGGACUUCUUCUUUGAUGGCUUGGGUCCUGGUCAUGCCAGGAAGAUGUCCUUGAAGCUGAAGGUGGUCAAUAAGGGCAGCAGCCUGAAGCGGGACACGCUGCUAGGGGAGAAGGAGGUGCCACUCACUGCCCUCCUGGCCUGCCUCUAGGAGCCAGCUGCCUGCUUCUGGG